Blumeria graminis f. sp. triticale is the source of this 1422-nucleotide messenger RNA. Lineage: Eukaryota; Fungi; Ascomycota; Leotiomycetes; Helotiales; Erysiphaceae. The record is from the annotation of a GenBank genome assembly.
AUGGCAUCAACCAUAUCAGAAUGCCAUCAGUCAUCAGUUAUCCCCAGUGUACCAUCCUCACAUUCCAGCAUAUCAAUAGCCGGCGAUUCCAAUGAUACAGAAAAGCCGCCAGACGAAAAUUCCAAGAUUCGUUUAUUUAUGGGUAUCCUAAAAAAAUUCGUCGGUGUCGCAGAUAUAGCUACCGUACGCUUCUCUUUACCCGCACAGCUUCUAGAGCCCACGCCAAACUUGGAGUACUGGAACUAUCUAGAUCAACCAAAUACUUUCAUUGAUAUUGGAACUUCAGAUGAUCCCCUGGACCGAAUGCUAGAAGUUUUGAGAUUUUGGUUUACUAAAGAUUUAAAAUAUGUAAAGGGCAAACCAUGUAAACCAUACAAUUCAACUCUUGGUGAAUUUUUCAGGUGUAACUGGGAAGAAGAAGAUAGCUUUCCCAUGGUUUCAGAGCUCAGAGCUGCCGCAGGCGAUAGCUCCGAAUCCUCUGGCAAGUCAAAACACUCACGCAACUCCUCAAAAAGCUCGCUUUGGAGCUCUUCUCGAAAGAAGACCGACUCUAUCAGUUCCAUGAAGAAACUCACUGGUGAAAAGGUCAGAGUCUCAUACUUGACGGAACAAACUUCGCAUCAUCCCCCAGUAUCAGCCUUUUUUGUCGAUUGCCCUGAGAGAGGCCUUACUGCAUGUGGCUAUGACCAAAUAACUGCUAAAUUUACUGGAAUGAGUAUUAAAGUUUCCCCUGGCGAGCAUAAUUUUGGCUUCUUUAUAAACCUUCAGAAGCGUGAUAACGAAGAGUAUCACCUUACACAUCCCGUUGCUUAUCUUGGAGGAUUUCUCCGUGGUAAUUUAACCGUCACAGUUGCCGAGCAGUGCACCAUCACCUGCGCGAAAACAAGGCUAAAGACGAUUUUGCACUAUGUUGAAGAGAGCUGGUUGGGAAAACCACAAAACAGGGUAGAAGGUGUUAUUUUUAAAUAUGACCCCAUGAACGACAACAUUACUAAAACGAAAGAUGUUCCAGAGAAAGAUAUAUUAGCCCGUAUAUCAGGAGCAUGGAGAGAGAUAAUUUAUUUUUCAAUCGGACCUAAAAGUAAAACCCAGGUUCCACUAAUAGAUCUCGGUCCACUAAACAUAGGAAGAAAGCUCUUGCCUCCUAUUACACAACAACUUGAAAACGAAUCUCGUCGGCAGUGGGCUCCCGUUACUGAUGCGAUCAACGCACGCCAAUUUGGACUAGCAACAAAACUCAAGCUCGAACUCGAAGAAAAACAACGUUUAAGGGUAAAAGAACGCGAGGAUAGAGGCAAGCAGUGGUCUCCAAAUUUCUUUGUAGACGCUAUGACACCCGAAGGAAAACCUACGCUUACGGCCAAGGGUGUAGAGGCCCUAUCGGCAUUACAGCGUGGUGAGUGGGAGCUGUCAGAAAACUAA